AUGGAGAACGGUGGAAUCGAGGAGGCCGACGACGCACUGCCGGUGCCCGCGCCGCCCAAUGGGCGGCGGUACCGGCCGGUCGGGUCGAGCGACCGCGCCGUGAUCCAGAUGACUUCCAUGGAGCCGGGAUCCUCCUCUGCCACCAUCGAUGCCGUCGUGACGCCCCAGCCCCCAAGGAACCUGAAGCCUGAUACUAAUCUAACUAUUGAUCCAAGUAUGCGGGAAGGUUCUCCUGAUGAUCAUGAUACAUCCAGUGGAUCUCAAGGGGAUUCAAAGCUAGAGCUCUUUGGUUUUGAUUCUCUUGUAAAUAUAUUGGGCCUUAAGAGCAUGACAGGAGAGCAGAUUCAGGCCCCUUCAAGUCCUAGGGAUGGCGAGGAUGUUGCAAUUACCAUUGGGCGCCCCAAGCAAAGUGGACCUAAGUUCGGCACCAUGAUGGGUGUCUUUGUUCCAUGCUUGCAGAAUAUCUUGGGAAUCAUUUAUUAUAUCCGUUUUACCUGGAUUGUAGGUAUGGCAGGUGUAUGGCAGUCUCUUGUGUUAGUUUCAUUUUGUGGUGCAUGCACAUUUUUAACCUCGAUAUCAUUAAGUGCCAUUGCAACGAAUGGAGCUAUGAAGGGUGGUGGGCCAUAUUAUCUUAUAGGCCGUGCACUUGGUCCUGAAGUUGGAGUUAGUAUAGGAUUAUGCUUCUUCCUCGGGAAUGCAGUGGCUGGAUCCAUGUAUGUGCUUGGAGCUGUAGAAACCUUUCUUGAUGCUGUUCCUUCUGCUGGACUUUUCCAAAAGAGUGUAACAGUUGUCAACAAUACAUUAGUGAAUGGUACAGAAACUGCUGGCACGUCAACUAUAUCUACACCCAGUUUGCAUGAUCUUCAAGUGUAUGGUGUUAUUGUGACCAUACUGCUAUGUUUUAUUGUGUUUGGUGGUGUCAAAAUCAUCAACAAGGUUGCACCUGCUUUCUUAAUACCAGUCCUGUUUUCUUUGCUGUGCAUCUAUCUUGGUGUCUUCAUUGCACCAAGGCAUAAUGCUCCAAAGGGAAUCACUGGGUUGAGUAUAACCACAUUGAAAGACAAUUGGGGUGAAGACUAUCAACGAACAAACAAUGCUGGUGUUCCUGAUCCAAGUGGAUCAAUAUAUUGGGAUUUCAAUGCUUUGGUAGGUCUCUUUUUCCCAGCAGUCACUGGAAUUAUGGCUGGCUCAAACCGAUCUGCUUCACUGAAAGAUACACAGCGUUCAAUACCAAUCGGCACAUUAUCUGCAACUCUUACAACAACUGCUAUGUACCUGUUCUCUGUGCUUCUAUUUGGAGCCUUGGCCACACGGGAGGAGCUUCUAACUGAUAGGCUUCUUACUGCUACGGUGGCUUGGCCUGCUCCUGCAGUGAUUUACAUUGGUAUUAUUCUGUCAACCUUAGGUGCAGCACUGCAGAGUUUGACUGGGGCUCCAAGGUUGCUUGCAGCAAUUGCGAAUGAUGACAUUCUUCCAGUUCUUAAUUACUUCAAAGUUUCUGAGGGAUCUGAGCCACAUGCGGCCACUUUAUUCACGGCUUUCAUCUGUAUUUGCUGUGUUGUUAUUGGAAACUUGGAUUUGAUUACACCCACUAUCACAAUGUUUUUCCUUCUGUGCUAUGCCGGCGUGAACUUGUCAUGCUUUCUGCUUGACCUCCUGGAUGCUCCUAGCUGGCGCCCUAGAUGGAAAUUUCACCAUUGGAGCCUUUCACUUGUUGGGGCAUUGCUCUGUGUUGUGAUUAUGUUUCUGAUCUCCUGGUCUUUCACUGUUGUCUCCCUUGCCCUUGCAAGCCUCAUCUAUUACUAUGUGAGCAUAAAAGGGAAGGCUGGAGACUGGGGAGAUGGGUUCAAGAGUGCAUACUUUCAAUUGGCACUCCGAAGUCUCAGAUCUCUUGGAGCAAACCAAGUGCAUCCUAAGAAUUGGUACCCCAUUCCUCUGAUAUUCUGCCGUCCAUGGGGUAAACUUCCGGAAAAUGUUCCUUGUCAUCCAAAACUUGCAGACUUCGCUAAUUGUAUGAAGAAGAAGGGCCGUGGUAUGUCCAUUUUUGUCUCGAUAAUUGAUGGUGAUUACCAUGAACUAGCUGAGGAUGCAAAGACUGCCUGCCACCAACUGGAUGCUUACAUUGACUACAAACGCUGUGAGGGUGUUGCAGAGAUCAUUGUAGCUCCUACUAUGUCUGAUGGCUUCCGUAGCAUUGUGCAGACAAUGGGCCUAGGAAACUUGAAGCCAAACAUUGUUGUGAUGCGGUACCCUGAGAUCUGGCGGCGUGAGAAUUUGACACAGAUACCGUCAACAUUUGUCAGUAUAAUAAAUGAUUGCAUUAUUGCUAACAAGGCAGUAGUCAUUGUGAAGGGACUCGAUGAGUGGCCUAACGAGUACCAGCGACAGUAUGGGACUAUUGACCUCUACUGGAUUGUAAGAGAUGGAGGAUUGAUGCUGCUUCUGUCUCAGCUCCUGUUGACAAAGGAGAGUUUUGAGAGCUGUAAGAUCCAAGUCUUCUGCAUAUCUGAAGAGGAUACCGACGCAGAGGAGCUGAAGGCUGAUGUCAAAAAGUUCUUGUAUGAUCUUAGGAUGCAAGCUGAGGUCAUUGUUGUCACUAUGAAAUCAUGGGAGUCACACAUGGAGAGCAGCAGUAGCGGUGCUCAGCAGGAUAACUCCCAUGAGGCUUACACAAGUGCACAGCAAAGGAUCAGAACAUACCUUGACGAGAUGAAGGAAACUGCUCAAAGAGAAAGGCAGCCACUAAUGGAGAAUGGGAGGCAAGUUGUUGUGAAUGAACAGAAGGUUGAUAAAUUCCUUUACACAAUGUUCAAGUUGAACUCCACGAUACUCAGGUACUCCAGAAUGGCAGCUGUAGUUCUUGUGAGCCUUCCACCACCACCAUUAAAUCAUCCUUCAUAUUUCUACAUGGAGUACAUGGAUUUGCUUGUAGAGAAUGUCCCACGCAUGUUAAUAAGACUGGAUACACAAGAUUCAAGCGUGGAUUCUACCACAGAAAUGACGAGCCCUCACCUUGAAGGCAACCAUGAUGAGAUGUCAGCAAUGGCUUCGGCGGUGGAGCGGCGGAGGGAGGAGCACACGCGGAGAUCGCGUUCCCCAGCACGGGACAGGGAGCGGAGGGGAACGCCGCCACGCAGGCGGAGUUCCCCAGAGCGGAGGAAGGGUUCGCCUGCUAGGGCACGGUCUCCUCCUGCGAAGUCAAGUGCGUCGCACAGGGAUAGGGACAGGUCGCCUCCGAGGGAGAAGGUGAAGGAGCGUGUCAAGUCGCCGCAGUCUCCUGCUAAGGUCAGCCUGUCGCACAAGGGGAGGGAGAGGUUGCCUCCCAGGGAGAAGACGAAGGACCAACGGGCCAGGUCGCCGAAACAUACGCAGGAGCAGUCACGAUCACCCUCACCUUCUAGGCGGCACGCCUCUAGGUCGCCCUCGCCACGCACCAAGAGGCUGAGGAGAGCCCAGGGUGAGCGGGAGGUUGCGCAGGUUACUGGCAGUGACCGCCGGAAGGCCGGUCACAGGGAGGAGCAGGAUACAGUGAGGCACAGGGAGCAUGAUGAGGGGAGGGAUGCUUCAAGAGACAGGAAGGUGGAUAAGGAGGCAGUGCAGGUAACGAAUGGUGAUCGCCGCAAGUCCUCGCACAGGGAAGAGCAGGACUCACGGGGCAAGCACAGGGAGCAUGAUGAAGGGAGGGAUGCAUCUAGAGAUAGGAAGUCGGAUCGAGAGGAUACCAGAGGUACUGCAAAAGAUAAGAAAUAUGAUCGUGAUGAUGGGAAGGAUCAUUCUAGGGAGAGGAGGGCUGGGAAGGAUGACAAGUCUGGUGCUUCAAAGGAGACAUUGCCGAGCCAGGAUGAUGAUAGGCAUGGAAGGCCUAAUCGGGAUGACUGGAAAUCUGCUUCUUCAAGGGAGCAAAGGCUGGACCGUGGUGACAGAAGGGAUUCUACAAGAGAGAAACCAACAGAUCAUGAGGAGAGCAAUGGGGGAUCAGGAAGGUCAUCCAGGCGUGGUCGAUCAGUGUCUCCAGAAGAGCACAGGCAUCAGGGCAGGCAUGAAUCUCAUCCAUCACUGAGGGUGUCCGGAAGUGCAGCACAUACCGAGGAUAUUAACUCUAGAGGAGGUGAAGCAUCCUGGAGCGGAGAUCCUGAUGCUUUGGCAAGAAUGAACGCAACCACAGAAGCUCUUGAAGCAAAAGAAAAGCAAAAGCCAUCGUUUGAAUUGUCUGGAAAGCUUGCUGAGGAGACCAACAGAGUUGCAGGUGUAAAUCUAUUAUAUUCAGAACCCGCAGAGGCUCGAAAGUCAGAGAUUAGAUGGAGGCUCUAUGUAUUUAAAGAUGGUGAACCACUGAAUGAACCACUGUAUGUUCAUCGGAUGACCUGCUACCUUUUUGGAAGAGAAAGGAAAGUUGCAGACGUCCCCACAGAUCAUCCCUCCUGCAGCAAGCAACAUGCAGUUCUUCAAUACCGACUUGUGGAGAAGGAGCAACCAGAUGGCAUGAUGGCAAAGAAAGUAAGGCCUUAUCUGAUGGAUCUUGAUAGUACAAAUGGAACUUUCAUCAAUGGAAAUCGCAUUGAGCCUCGGCGCUAUUAUGAGCUAUUUGAAAAGGAUACACUCAAGUUUGGCAACAGUAGCCGGGAGUAUGUUUUGCUCCACGAAAAUUCAACAGAAUGA
Miscanthus lutarioriparius is the source of this 4659-nucleotide messenger RNA. The record is from the annotation of a GenBank genome assembly. NCBI's taxonomy places the organism in Eukaryota, Viridiplantae, Streptophyta, Magnoliopsida, Poales, Poaceae.